CACUCAAACGCGUGACCGAUUUCCGCCUUGUGAUGCAAAUUUUAUUAGCGUCAAAUCGGAAAAAUGUUCUUCUUCUUGCCAUAGCUCUGACGACAUCAUCUUCCCGACAAUUUGUGGUAGCAUGGCCGCAAUCAAUGGUGAUGCUAUCGCUGAUCAUGCAUCUAGCUCAAAACUGAAGCUAAGAAAAGAGCCACCUUAUUGGUUCGAAUACGAUACAAACGUCAAAGCGCGAUGGACAGGACGCAAAUUAAUCGAAGUUCUAGUAACAGAAUUCAGAGAUCGAUCAACAGAGUAUUAUCAAUGGGCAAUUCAUUCGGGAAAAUGUAGGAUAAACGGUGAAAAAGUUAGACCGGAUCACGUUCUGAAAAUGAGUGACAAAAUCCAACAUCUCGUUCACCGACAUGAACCUGCAGUCACUGCUGAUCCGAUCAGAAUAUUAGAAAGAGAUGAUGAUGCUGGACGAUUGGUGGUUGUGAAACCAGGUAGUAUCCCAGUACAUGCUACCGGAAGAUAUACGAAAAACACCCUCAUUCACAUGCUACAAGAAGAACUCAACAUUCCAUCAAUGCAAACAUCAAAUCGAUUAGAUCGCCUUACCUCCGGUAUCCUUGUAUGCACCACAAGAAAGGACACCGCUCGAACGCUCAGUGAACAAUUCGCAAUGGGCAAGGUACGGAAAGCAUACGUCUGUCGGGUAAAAGGUAAAUUCCCAGAACAAGAGAUCACAGUCGAAGAGCCGCUGUUGCAAUGUGAUCGACAAUCAGGCACUAGCAUCGUUCACCCUCUCGGAAAACAUAGCGAAACGAUUUUCAACAGGCUUUCUUAUGACGCAAAAAGUGAUACUUCUGUCGUAUAUUGUAGACCGAUCACUGGAAGAACACAUCAAAUAAGAGUUCAUGCACAGUAUCUCGGACACCCUAUCCCGAAUGAUCCAAUCUAUGCACACAAGAUUUGGGAUAAACACUCACCUACGAUGUUCGCUAAAGCACCACUAAAACAACAAAGAUGGAAAGUUGAACCAGGUAGUCCCUUGAACGUUUGGGGUUCGCCAGAGCUGGAUGAAGUGGUUGCAACUCUCAAGAUGGCAAAAGAUGAUAAUGAUGAUUGGGCACGAUGGAAAGAUGAAAUGUUGUUCGGACAAAUGUUGAAAGAGGAAGGGCUUGAUAGAAUGGAAGUGGAAGGUGCAAAUGGAGAGAGUGUUACUGAACAACGGAAACGAUCAGAACAAGCCGCGGCUCAGAUCGGCACAAACGUGAGCGGAAAGACGCAUUACUGCGAAGAAUGCAAGAUGCCUCUCUUACCCGAUCCGAAAGCAGAAAAUCUGUUUAUUUAUCUACAUGCGAUCAAAUAUCAGACUGAUGAAUGGACGUAUGAAGAUCAGAUGCCCUGGUGGGCUCUGGAAGAUUGGCAGGACCCUACACGGUCUAGGCCAACGACAGGAUCUAGAGUGGAAACAGGACUUUCAACAAAUGCAACCAUGCCUCCCGCUUUUGGAUUGGUAGGCCGUGGUGAAAAGGUUGAGAGGGAACAUGUUGAGCUGGCCAACAUACUACCUGUCAACUCCGUUCCGGAGACUGUCCCGAAGCUAUCUUUGGAGGGAGGUGCUUCACACCCUUCUGUUCUGUUUGAGAUCUUUGGAGGUAUGGAGGAUUUUGCUGCUCUUCAUAUUCAACAACAAAUUUGCAGCGCAUUUGGUGACAAAGAAUCUUCUUUGCAACUCAACUACCAACUUUAUACGGGUCACGUCUCUGUCCCAGCAGGAGAGUGGUCAGCAAAAGCUUUGCAAGCCUAUAGGGAAGGCUACAUUUCGUGUGCAAAGACGGCAUACGUUCAAAUUGCAGCACCAAAAAUGCCAACAGAUGUUCUCACUUCUCUGGCUGAUGGAAAGUUGAAACUAUACGAAGCAAGAAGUAUAAAUGCAGCUAGACGGAAAAAAGGAGAAGAGGAGAUAACGGUCCCCGGUCUGGAUGGUCAGCUCACAUCGGCUGAAGUGAAAUUCAUGGAAGCACUGAAAGCAGCAUGGGAUGCAUGUGAAGAUGGCAGAGAACAUGCAAAGAAGAUUUGGCAAGAUAUACAUGGUAAAGAUAUUGACACAGAUCGGAAGCCACGAUUCCGAGCAUCGUGUGAUCGUAGAGGAUAUGCUUUGCCGACGCUCACGACAACACAAAUCGAAAAGGAUUUAGGAUCAUGGAUAUGGUGGUGGUUGAACGGUGAUCCAGAUCUAAGUGAAGGUGAAUGGGAAGUCAACUUGAUGCAAUCCGAUCUUGAGAUCGUGUUCAAGUUACUUGCAGGACAUGAAGAUGGCGUAGAGCUAGAGGCGCACUGGGCAACAAAUCCAUCGAAUGUUCCCGGUCGAUUUGCAUUCUUGAUCCCGAUCGAAAUGAAACAAAGUAUGGCUCAUCGCCCACAGCUACCAGGAGAUUUAGUUGGAGAGGGUACCGUUCUGGCACGAUUCAGAGCUUAUACAUUGGCUACCGCAUUGCCUCUGGAUGUCGGUCUGCUGAAACCAGGACAGACACCACUACGUAUUUGGGAACCUUGUGCUGGUACUGGCAGUGUUGCUAUCGAACUGUCGGUCGCCUGCAGAAGACGAGGAGUGGGCUGUCAAAUCUUCGCCAGUGACGUUUUCGCAGCAGAGAUAGAUCGAGCUCAUCAAAUGGUCUCACUUUGUGGACAGUUCCCAGAAAUCUCAUUGGCAACAGUUGAUGCAUCAAAGAUGAAUGAAGCUUUGCUGUUCAUGGGAGAAGAAUCUUCUUUGGAUGGCAUUGUGACAGAUCUACCAUGGGGAAGACGUUCGCUUAAUCAUCAAACUAUCUCAAAGUUAUAUCCUGCCAUGUUACAGGUAUUUUAUCGAAUGCUCAAACCUGGUGCAUGUGCCCUAUUGAUGACAGCAGAACAGAACAAUCUGAUUCGUGCCGCAAAAGCACAUGAAGCUGAAUCACGUAGAAGAGGAUAUGAAUGGUUUUUGAACGUUGAAGAAUUCAGUAUGACACCAUGCAAGGAUCAAAAUGUGUAUGAUCCCAAAUCACCAAAAGAAGCACCAACUGACGAACAAAGAUCUGCCAGUGUUAGAACUGUUCAUUGUGGUUAUUAUGUUUCACUUGUUUUGUUACGCAAAGUUCCACUGAUUGUGUAGAGCAUCAAUUCGAUCAUCACAGUCAUCUUCCUGUGUAUAUUAUAAAGAAAGGCACCGAGAGUUGCGCUAAGGUUUCGCGUGAAAAGGUGACAGUCCUGCAUCGUAUGUUUUAUGCAGUGCCGGCGACUAUGACAAAGCGGUAGCCGCAUUUUACGUGCGGGAAGACCCUUGUGUAGUUG
Molecule: messenger RNA, 3315 nt
Organism: Meira miltonrushii
Lineage: Eukaryota; Fungi; Basidiomycota; Exobasidiomycetes; Exobasidiales; Brachybasidiaceae
Exons: 1
Coding region: 122-3136 (1004 amino acids)
Biological process (GO): pseudouridine synthesis
Molecular function (GO): RNA binding; pseudouridine synthase activity
Source: RefSeq, a predicted model, not a curated record